Symbiodinium natans is the source of this 549-nucleotide messenger RNA. NCBI's taxonomy places the organism in Eukaryota, Dinophyceae, Suessiales, Symbiodiniaceae. The record is from the annotation of a GenBank genome assembly.
AUGUGGCACCUGGUCAAUGGACUCCUGAACUCUGCGCAACUGAUGAUCUCUGUCUUCAUGCUGCUCAUGCUGUCCAUCUACAUCUUUGCCUGUCUUGGAAUUGAGCUGAUCACCAAGGACGAGCGGCUCAAGACACACCCGGACACGGCCGAGAUUGUAAACUAUUACUUUCCAAGUUUGCCACUGACGAUGGUCACCCUGAUUCAGUUCAUCACGCUGGACUCGAUCGGCGCAAUCUACUUCCCGAUCGUGUGCGUCCGACCCCGCCUCAUAUUCUUCUUCGGGCCCAUCCUAAUGAUUUUGCCCAUCACCCUCAUGAACUUGGUCACGGCGGUGUUGGUGGAGCACGGCUUGGAGAAUGCCCAGCUCGAGACGGCAGAGGAGAACCGCAACAGGGCAAGAUACAUCAAGAAAUCGGUCGUGGAGCUCGGGGAGCUGUUCGAGGAGCUGGACAGAGACCGCAAUGGCCUGAUCACACCUUUCGAGCUAAACAUGGUGCCGCCGGAGAAUGCAACCUGGCCACAGGGAGGGCGCGACUCGCUACGAUAA